Molecule: messenger RNA, 273 nt
Organism: Melampsora larici-populina 98AG31
Lineage: Eukaryota; Fungi; Basidiomycota; Pucciniomycetes; Pucciniales; Melampsoraceae
Exons: 2
Coding region: 1-273 (90 amino acids)
Molecular function (GO): monooxygenase activity; flavin adenine dinucleotide binding
Source: RefSeq, a predicted model, not a curated record
AUGUUGUUCUUAUCAAAUUCAGCUCAACCAACGGUUAUGAUCAUUGGCGCGGGUCAGAGUGUUUUGAUGUUAGCAGCGUGUUCAAAGUUGCUCGGCUUGAGUACGCUGAUUGUGAAUAAGAAUCAACAAACAGGAGAUUCAUGGCAAAAACGGUAUCAUUCACUCUGUUUACACAAUCCUAUAUGGGCAGACCAUUUCCCGUAUAUGUCUUACCCUGAUAAUUGGCCAAUUUAUAUACCCAAAGAUAAAUUGGCAGGUUGGUUUGAAUAUUAG